CACGAAAAAACACCGUCUCGAGAAAUCCUUCAAAAACAAAAACCGUUUCGUUCUUCUUUCGAGUUGUUCAGUUUGCCUGCCUCUUGCCCUUUGGUUGUCGCCAUCGAAAUAAAGCGUUCGGUUUUUCUGACUGGAUCAACGCAACCAGUCGUCGAUACAUUGCGACACCGCGUACGGUAAUCUUACUCGUGCCUCAAAAAGUACAUUGUUCACCCAAUACAACACACAAUCGCUCGGUUCAACAGCUGAGUGGAGCAACUGAUACUGACUGCAGUGGGUGUUCAGGGAGGGACACUCGACAGAAAAAACAGGGGGGCGACUUCUGCACCACAAUCGAAUCCAACAUGACGAAGAACACGAAGACUAAGAAUAACCUGCUGGUAACAAUAGCAGCUGCGGCUGCGGCUGUAGCCACCGUGACAGGGCCGACAACGACAACAGCCUUUGUGCCGACCACGCACCAACCGGUCUUUCGGCACGGAACACGGGGGAUCCAUUCACAGAAAAAGGCUUUCUCGUCGCUGCACGCGGCAGCGACGCCACCGCCGGAAUCCGCAAUCGAUGGGAUCCUGGCUGCGGGAAAGUCUGUCGCGGGGGAAAUCCUCGGCAGCAGCGAAGCCCUCGCAGAGAUCGUGACCAAGUCGAUCGAAACCGCCAAGAACCUGUUGCCGGACGAUCCGCUGCUGGUGCUUCACUACAGAGACGACAUCGUGUCCCAGCUCACCCUGCUCCUGGUCGACAAUCCCUGGCACACGCUGGCGAUCGCCGCCUUUUCGGCCGGCGCCUGGUUCCAGUGGGCGAUUCUCUUGUCGCCGAUCGACUUUUCCAACGACAAGGAAACCCCCUUCCAGCCGGGUGCCGACACCUACAGCCCGGCCAAGGCGGAAGCCUUUUACGGCCAGCGGAAAUUCAUGGUCGUCAAGCGCCUCCUGCAGCUGGCCUCGCUGACCAGCUCCUUCACGACCGGCCUGUUGUUCGACUGGCUCGUGCUGGGGAAACUCCUCGGCGACGAUGAAUACAAGGCCCUGGCACGCAACGAGCCCCGCCGGGCCAAGGUAGCCCUGCGCCUGUGCGAGCAGCUCGGGCCGACCUUCAUCAAGCUCGGCCAGGCCCUGUCGAUCCGGACCGAUCUCAUCCCGGAGGCCUAUGCGCUCGAGCUACGGGCCCUCCAGGACCGGGUCUCGCCGUUCGAGAACUCGGUCGGAAUCGACAUCCUCAAGCGGGAGUUUGGCGUCGACGACCUGUCGCUCAUCUUUAGCGAGCUCACGGAGGACCCCGUCGCCUCGGCCUCGGUCGGGCAGGUCUACAAGGGAAAGCUCGCCGUGACCGGCAAGGACGUGGCCGUCAAGAUCCAGCGGCCGGGGAUCCUGUCCGAAAUCGCCUUGGACCUGUACAUUCUGCGCCUGCUGACCCCCAUCCAGACACGGCUUCAGAACGCGGCCAACGGCGUCCCAACCAGCCAGGAAGACAUCGACAUUGCCAUUACCCUGGUCGACGAGUGGGGCCGGGGCUUUGUGGCCGAGACGGACUACCGCCUCGAGGCCGAGAACACGAUCAAUUUCCAGGCCGCCAUGAAGUCCCGCAACCUCGACGCCGUCUGCGCCCCCACCGUGGUGGACGAGCUCGUACGGGACAAGGUCCUGGUGACGGAGUGGGUCGACGGAACACGACUGGACCUGGACGCGAGCCCCGACGUCCCUCGCCUGUGCGGGGUGGCCAUCAAUGUACGUGCAUUCCCCUGGUGCAUGGGCACCGCAUUGCUUGGUUUUGUGUUCUAGUUCAGUUCGUUUUGGUUGGUGGCAAAGACCAUUGCCCAUCAUUUUCCAUCAUUGCCCACUUAUCCUCCUUUGGAACGCUACGAUUUGACCAAGAUGCAAAUCUCACUUUCUUUUUUCUCCGCGAUUUUUUUUAAAACCAUCCAAGGCCUACCUCACCAUGUUGCUAGACACAGGAGUAUUGCAUUGCGAUCCGCACAAAGGAAAUUUAUUGCGUACCACGGAUGGUAGACUGUGCAUUCUCGAUUGGGGUAUGACUCUCGAUGUCCCAAAAGACCUGCAGUAUGCUCUGUUGGAAUUCAUUGCCCACAUCAACGUGGAAGACUACGACGCCAUCCCACAGGAUUUCAUCAACCUCGGCUUCUCACCCCCUGAUGUGACACCGGAACGUCUCCAGUCUUCUGGCAUCACGGAGGGUUUGAGUUUUGCCUUCCGCCAGCUGGCGCAAGGGGGUGGCCCCAAAAAGAUCCAGGAACGUGUCAAGGCGGAAUUCAUUGAGCGCUACGGAGAUGGGUUAACGGACGAAGAACUCCGAGACGCCGCCAGGGCCGAGAUGCAGCAGCGAAUGGAGGCCCAGCUGGCUUCUGAGGGAGUGGACGUGAAGGGCGUCACGAACAUCAUGGAGGAAGUCUCCAAGCGAAACCGUGAAUUGUUUUCCCUGCCGCCUUACGUCUUGUAUCUGGCCCGUGCCUUCUCCACUUUGGAAGGAAUCGGUCUGAGUCUCGAUGAAAACUACUCCAUCAUCCAGGAAUGCUAUCCUUAUUUGGCCAGUCGUCUUUUCACGGAUCGCAACCCCAGAGCAAAGAAAGCCCUCAAGGCCAUGUUGGGACUGACGCAAGAAGAAGAAGCGUUGGCCACACACGAUCCAAACUCGGCACUGGCCCUCGUACAACAAGCCACACGGGAUGCAGCCGCUGCCAAUGCCGAUGCCACCGGUAAAAAAGAAGGUCUGUCCCCGGCCAAGUUGAUGGAAAUGACCGAGGGAUUCGCCUCCUACACAUCCGCUACGGCAGACGUAGACAACGAAGGAAAGGGGCAGGCCAAGGCUGCUGCCGAAUUCGGCAAGCUCUUUUUGGAUCCAAAGGGAUCUACCUUGCAAGACAUUUUGGUGGACGAAACCGCAAAAUACGGCGAUGCCCUUGCAAGGCGUGCCCUUCGUGCGGCACUAGUCGACAAUCCCGCCGCCAGGGCUACCUCCUCAAUCCUUCGGGGUCCCAAGCAACUUUUGGGAGAGAACGACUCUUUCUUUCCAAGCCCGCUCAAGAGUCUGCUGGUGGACCAACCCGCCGGAAUCCCCGAUCUCAUCGAGUCAUUGGUGGCAUCUACCGAAGAAGACGACAAGAUUAUCGCCACCGUUGAAGAGCUGAGGAACGCCGUUGGACCAGCCGUUGUCGACGGGAUCGCUUCCGGGUCGCUGACCUCGAAUGGCAAGAGCGAGGAAGGUUCUAGGCAGGACUCGGUUCUUUCCACCCUAACUGAUCUGGUUUCCAACGAGGAGACGAGGAAUACCAUCACCGAGCAACUGCCCGGGGUCGUUGCCCUGUCCCGUCGAAUGGGCGCCGGGCUCCUCCGCCGGGCGGCCUACCGAACCGAGCGCGCCCACGAACUGCCCGAAGAGACGCGGAAGCAGCUGGCCGACCUGAACACGGCGCUCGCGAACGCCGUGGAACCAGAGCAACAAGAAAUCGAGCAAUAAUCGCAAUCACUCUGGAUGGACGAUUCGUUUGAGUCGAUCACUUUUCGGCGCAUCCACCACCCUACUCUUAGACCCAUGUUCGGAACACAAUACCACGUUCUCCCCAAUCCACCUGGGGCCCUUUCGACUAAAGUUUUUGAAAACUCUACCUUCCGUGUUUUUGGAAGCUCAAUUCAUUCGGAUCUUGAUCAGAAUGCCUCUUCCUUCUUAGCAUGAUAAAUUAUUCGCCACUGC
Messenger RNA from Pseudo-nitzschia multistriata, 3705 nucleotides. The record is from the annotation of a GenBank genome assembly. Lineage: Eukaryota; Bacillariophyta; Bacillariophyceae; Bacillariales; Bacillariaceae.